AUUGACCGUGUUCAGCAGCUCUUCCCUCAGCUUUAUGUGAUGCUUUUAUCAGCUCCAUGUACACAAGGAGUCAAAAUAGUUUUAAUAAGGAAGUAAAAACACAAGUGCAGUCACUACGGUAACAGCACAAUAGAUUUCUUUGUAUUCAUAAACACACAUGCAGUACAAGCUGCCUGUGCUUUGACAGUCCUGACAUGAGAAUGCAUGAACUGAACUGAUUUGUCAACCAUUCGUUAGACUCUGUUUAGACUGAGGCGGGCAUGGAAGCUGUGAAAGUGGUGUGAACAGGGUGCAGUGGGCUGGUAAUGUGUGCAAAGUCCAUCCUGGUUACCUGUUACCAUGCUUACAUUUCCUGACAAAGCAAAAAGUUCAGCUGUGUGGCUGUUUCUAGUAAUAAAGCACCGUAUUUAACAAGUACCUGAAGAUGGUGCGAGUAAAGUACCAGCUUACAGUAAUUCAUCCUGAGGUGACCUAGUUCCCUGGUGUCCUCCAUUAAUGGCUAAUGGAAACUACCAUUUAACACAUGCAAAUGUUACAGCCCAGGUGAGCGGGCACAGCUGUGGCCCACUCAGCGGGUCGGUCAUUGUUGUUGAAUUUACACUUCUGGGAUUUCUGAAGAAGGCUUCAGCAGGGCAGUUAAUGUCAGGCUCAGAAGGAAGAGGAAGUGUGGCUGGCAUUGAUCCUAACAGCUGAUGUAUCUGCAGCUCUGACGGAUGAACUUUAGUAACUUCCCUAAUUAACGUGUCUUUGCACCAGGACACUGGGGCCCUGCGACAGCAAAGACUCAAAGUUUGAUGAAAUAAGAAGUUAUUUUUGCAGCUGCUCAAAGUAACCGUGCAGAUAAAUGUCCGGAGUUCGGGCUUGGAUGGAUCAAGCAGUGUUGUUGUACAGCUUGACUGUGUCAUGGAGAAACUGCUCUGGUUGGUUCAACCACGUUUCCAAGCUGCCUCGUCGCGCUGUACUUUUGUUUAAAAUAAUCACUGCCUUUGAUCGUCGUGUCUCUGCGCUCUGAAUCAAGCGCUAACAUCACGAGGUCUGAAGUGUGCCGUCACGUGAACAAGACGCUCCUCCCGGCUUGGCCACAUCGCUGCAUGUCACCUGAUUUCAAGAGGAAACUGGCACCUGAAUUAAAGGGACUAACUAGCUGGUUAAGUUGCGACACAUGCUCUUACUAAACCGGAUGGUAAAACUGUAUAAAGGAGAUCAGUCGUAAAAAGGGGAACCGAAACGGGGCUGUCGACAUUCAGCCUCCUUCCCCCAGACGUGGAAAAAGCUAGCCGAAGCUCCUCUCGUGUAAGCUGGGCUCUGGUCUUCCUCCAGCCGGGAUGUCGGACACGGACGGUUCUCUCCCUCUGCUGAAGAGGCUCAGCUACGCGGUGGGGCACUUUCUCAACGACCUGUGUGCCUCCAUGUGGUUCACAUAUCUGCUGGUUUUCUACCACUCGGUGCUGGGAUUCCAAAACACGAGUGCAGGUGUGCUUUUGCUGGUCGGGCAGGUAGCCGAUGGUAUCUGUACGCCUCUUAUUGGCUACGAGUCCGACCGAAGCCCCGGCUGUAGAAACUACGGCAAGAGGAAGACGUGGCAUUUAGUUGGUACACUGAGCGUAGUGCUCUCCUUUGCCUUCAUCUUUAACCAGUGUGUGGGCUGCAGCUUCCUCACCCCUCAGUGGGCCAGUCUAAUCUACUUCGUCCCAUUCAUCAUCAUCUUUCAGUUCGGCUGGGCCGCCACGCAGAUCUCUCACCUGUCCCUCAUCCCAGAGCUGGUCACUUGUGAGCAUGCUAAAGUAGAGCUCACCGCGUACAGGUACGCGUUCACAGUGAUAGCCAACAUCACUGUGUAUGGAGUGGCUUACCUGCUGUUUCACGUCCAGGCUGGAGAGGAUGAAGACCCUGAUUCACUGGGACCAGCAGACAUCAUCAUCUUCAGGAAUCUGUCACUAAUUGUUUUGGGGAUCGGUGUCGUCUUCUCCGUCGUUUUCCACGUGGGAACAAAAGAGAGCAAUGGAGCAAGCGAGGAGUCGGAGGAGGCCGAGGGGGAGCGGAGGCUGCUGCUGCCGCGCUCCAACACCUUCUCGUCUCUCCUGCAGUGGAAAUGCUGGCUGCGACAGCCUUCUUUCUACCAGGUGGCCGUGCUCUACAUGUCCACCAGGCUGAUCGUCAACCUGUCUCAGACGUACAUCUCCAUGUAUCUCAUCAACACUCUGGGGCUGCCAAAGAAGUUCAUAGCUACCAUCCCAUUGGUGAUGUACGUGAGCGGCUUCCUGUCCUCCUUUAUCAUGAAGCCUGUCAGCAAACUCAUUGGGAAAUGUCUUACUUACUUCGUGGGCCUGCUGCUGAUCAUGGCGUUCUCGUAUUGGGUGCUGCUGGACGUCACCAUGGGUCAGCAGGUAUACGGGGCGGCCGUGCUGCUGGGGGCCGGGUCCGCCACCAUCCUGGUCAUAUCGCUCGCCAUGACUGCGGAGCUCAUUGCAGAUCAGACGCAAAGUGCAGCGUUCGUGUACGGAGCCAUGAGUUUCACUGACAAGCUGGCCAAUGGACUGGCAGUGAUGAUCAUUCAGGCCCUGCAUCCCUGCCAGUGCUCUGCCAAUCAUCUCCAGUGAAGCAAAUGGAAUCAACUGACUGGGCUCCUCCCACAUCAUCUCACCACGGGGAACUUUUUCAGGGAACGGCAGGGAUCCUGUGGGACUUCCUGACCCGCUGCUGAAACCAAGAAGCUUUCUGUUUUUAAACUGAGAUUUGCAUCCUUUCAUAA
Molecule: messenger RNA, 2752 nt
Organism: Pundamilia nyererei
Lineage: Eukaryota; Metazoa; Chordata; Actinopteri; Cichliformes; Cichlidae
Product: major facilitator superfamily domain-containing protein 12
Exons: 11
Coding region: 1326-2600 (424 amino acids)
Biological process (GO): pigment metabolic process involved in pigmentation; regulation of melanin biosynthetic process; carbohydrate transport
Cellular component (GO): plasma membrane
Molecular function (GO): symporter activity
Source: RefSeq, a predicted model, not a curated record